AUGAGCCGGGCUCUUCUCUUCUCGUUCCUUCUCCCGCUCCUUGCGCUUGCGCAGAGCUCGCCAGCGCAGAGCUCACUACCGCCCGCGGGCUACAAUGGAGGGACAGACAACCCACAGGAUCCCAGCGAUGCUGGUGCAGAGGGAGCGCAGAAGGGUGCUUUCUCACUCUCGAAAGGAGCUCUCGCAGCGAUCAUCGUUGUAGCUGUCAUUGUGGUCAUUGGAGGCAUUGGCUCAGCGACCCUCUUUUGGCUCGCAAAGAAGCGACAAUGGGACGUUCGACAAUCUAUCCGCCGCGCCUCUCGUCGUCUUACCGGUCGCGCGACUACCGAUGUUAGCAAACAGAACCGAAACAACCGGAGAACGGGCAUUCGUCUCAACUCACCGCCUCCUGGAAAGAAUGCUGGCAGCAAGCCCAAGCAAGAACACGAUCUCGAGAAGGGUUUCCCCAUGUCAAACAAACAGCCGAAGACGACCACAACGAUUACAAGCGUGAAGAAGUAA
Messenger RNA from Cucurbitaria berberidis CBS 394.84, 501 nucleotides. RefSeq lists its product as uncharacterized. The record is from RefSeq and is a predicted model, not a curated record. The transcript is spliced from 2 exons. The coding region runs from base 1 to 501 and encodes 166 amino acids. NCBI's taxonomy places the organism in Eukaryota, Fungi, Ascomycota, Dothideomycetes, Pleosporales, Cucurbitariaceae.